AUGGUCGAAAAGCACCACGCGGUUCGUCGAGAAACAGAAAAGAGCAACACAGCAGUUACAUUUGUACCCCCCUACUCGUGCAGAUUGAUUCUACGUCCCCCCUCUCUAGCUUUGCGUUGCCGGGGAGCUGCGAGGCCAGUCCUGCUGAUCCUCAGGCAACCCCACGGAAUCCGGCUGUUCAAGAUGGUUGCCAUGCGCCAGUACCAGGUGGUCGGCCGCAAGGCCGUCACGGAGAAGGAGCCGAACCCGCCCGUAUACCGGAUGAAGGUGUUCGCGCCGAACGAGGUGACCGGCGCCUCUCAGUUCUGGUACCUCAUGCACCAGAUGCGUAAGAUGAAGAAGACCACCGGGGAGAUCCUCGACAUCGUGGAGCUGACGGAGAAGAACGCUCGCAUCAUCAAGAACUACGGCAUCUGGCUCCGUUACGACUCCCGCUCCGGCACGCACAACAUGUACCGCGAGUACAGGGACCUCACCCUGACCGGCGCCGUGGACCAGAUGUACUCGGAGAUGGCUGGCCGCCACCGGUGCCGCCCUCGCUCCAUCCAGAUCAUCCGCACGGGCAUCGUUGCGGCGAAGGACACCAAGCGCCCGGACGUGCAGCAGUUCCACAACGCGAACAUCAAGUUCCCCCUCACUCACCGCCUCCCGCGCGCGCCGAAGAAGAAGUUCAGGACUACCUUCAAGGCGUCGCGUCCCACCACCUUCUUGGGCUAAAUAAAGCUUAGACCGGAGCAGCUCCGCGGACUCCUCAGUUUUUGACGAAAGGGUGCCGGGUUUGGGGGAGGGGAGAGGGAGACCCUGUUCGUCCGUCUGCUUUAGAUGGCACGCGCGUGUCAUCUCGACUGAGGCAAUCGGUAGUUGUUGAUACACCGGUCCUCGUAGCUGUUUUUGCGGCGGCGGAUAUCGGCGGUGUGUCGUGGAUGGGUCUUGGUCUUCCCAUCGGCAGCAGGAUCUAAAAAAAAAAUAACCAAAAAAUUGCUCAAGCUUGCUGAGUCUGUGGUGGUUGGCAGCAAUGAGCAAGCGUUUUUGCUAUCGAUCACACUGCGAAAGAGAGGAAACAAGCGGUGGAAGAC
Messenger RNA from Ectocarpus siliculosus, 1076 nucleotides. The record is from the annotation of a GenBank genome assembly. Lineage: Eukaryota; Phaeophyceae; Ectocarpales; Ectocarpaceae.